Culicoides brevitarsis is the source of this 413-nucleotide messenger RNA. RefSeq names its product diphthamide biosynthesis protein 3 (gene Dph3). NCBI's taxonomy places the organism in Eukaryota, Metazoa, Arthropoda, Insecta, Diptera, Ceratopogonidae. Bases 95 to 352 code for a protein of 85 amino acids. The record is from RefSeq and is a predicted model, not a curated record. The transcript has 3 exons.
CGUACCCAAAGUCGCUGUCAAAUUCAAAAACAAAACAAAAACACAUGAGUUUUCUCGUUCGCGACGAAAUUUCGAGCGUAAAAUACCAUGAAAUAUGAGUGUAUAUCAUGACGAAAUUGAGAUCGAGGACUUUGAAUACGACGAGGAGGAGGAAAUGUACUACUAUCCAUGCCCGUGUGGCGACAGAUUCGAAAUUAGCAAGGAGGAAUUGAUGGCAGGAGAGGAAACAGCGACAUGCCCAAGCUGCAGUUUGAUUGUAAAAGUGAUAUAUGACUUGGAAAUGUUUAAAGCAGCUGACGAUGAAGUUCAAUUAGAUGAUAGCAUGAAAAAAUUGUCUUUGGAGAAGAAUUAGAUUCGGAUUUUUGAUUAUUUAUUGUAAAUAAACCUAAAAUAAAGCGAAAAAUUGAGAAAUU